Messenger RNA from Rotaria sp. Silwood2, 528 nucleotides. Lineage: Eukaryota; Metazoa; Rotifera; Eurotatoria; Philodinida; Philodinidae. The record is from the annotation of a GenBank genome assembly.
AUGCCUUUAACUCGUCCGAAUAUAACAAUUAUUCUUGCUUAUAUUAUUAUUGGAUUAACUCUAAGUGCAAUUAUAUUAGUUGUACUUUCUAUAAGUACUACUCAUUGGAUACAUACAAUACGUAUGCGAGCUGGAUUUUGGAAACUUUGUCAUUUAGAACCAUUGGCAUGUUUUCAUUCUGUCGUACGUUCUCCAGCUGCUUUAUCAUUGACCGGAUUGUUUUUAAUUGUUAUUGGUUUGGUAUCAACUUUCAUAUUUGACAUUAUUGGUUAUCAUGCAGCAUCAUCUGUUCGAUUUAUUUCAUUAUUAUCUGCUUUGUCAUUAGGACUCGGCACAUUUUUUUUCGUUAUGAGUUAUGUAGCAUUUUCUCGUAUAGUUGCACAAUUUUGUUAUUCCUAUUAUUUAGUGGUUGCUGGGCAAUUAUUGUCAAUGAGUGCAGCAAUUUUAGCUAGCUAUUUAGAGGGACGACGAAAUGCAUUAGUAUCUACAUCGGCCAUAAUGAGUCGAUUGGUUGUGCGCAGACCUUGA